This is a messenger RNA of Naegleria fowleri, 2442 nucleotides long. RefSeq lists its product as uncharacterized. Bases 1 to 2442 code for a protein of 813 amino acids. The transcript has a single exon. NCBI's taxonomy places the organism in Eukaryota, Heterolobosea, Eutetramitea, Acrasida, Naegleriidae. The record is from RefSeq and is a predicted model, not a curated record.
AUGACAGACCCCACGUCAGAAACAACAACACUGACCACCAACGACACCGCUCUCAAAUCACAUCAUCAUCUUCCUAUCAAACACACACCAAGUAGCAGCAACAUUGCUGACCUUCAAUCACCCAAUGACAUGCUUUCCUAUCUUUUAGAUGAUGAUGAAGAUGAUGGGCUUGACAGCAUGCAUCAUGGAACCUUCCAAACAGCAGCUGUUGACUCACAAAUUACCACAUGUGUCGGUCACUCGAAUCAUUUUGCCACUUCUCUUCCUUCUCAUGUCAAUUCUUCUCUUCAAAGUUCAUCAGCAACAUCUCCCACUUGUCUAAAAAUCUCCAUCUCACAACAACAACAAAUACAUGGAAAGGAUCGACGACAAAUGAAUCUUUCUUCUUCUCUCCUCGGAAUUGAUCCAAAUGAAAGCAGCAGUUCAUCCUUUUCAGCUGACUCUUGUAAGCUAUCACCCUCAUCAUUAGCAUUAGGAAAUAAUCAUCCACAACAUGUGGACACGUCGUUCUUGACUGCAUCAUCAUCACUCGGAGGGCUCAGUAACCAUUCGAGUGCUUCUUCAACAACUAUGAAUUCCACCACCAGUACAUCAAAAGCAGCCAAUCGACAAUCAGGAAAUUUCGAUCCCAUCAAUUAUAUGGUCAUUUAUGAAGAAGCCAUCAAGGAUAAAGAAUUGAGAAGAGUGUUUUGUGAUUUUUUGAAAAAGUGUCACGUGGAAGAACCAAUUUUGUUUAUGAACUCUUUGGAUCAAUACAGGACAGAUUAUGAAAAGAGUUUGAAAGAUUUGGGAGGAUGGACGGGAGGAGUGCCACACACUCCAUCAACAUCGAGAUCUUCAUUGGCUUCUCAAAAUGCUCUUCUUGUUUCUACUGCUUUAGAAGUUUUCUCAAGAAAUAGUAUAAGUGAAAGAAGUGAUAAUAACUUUACAGGAGGUGACAUUGCUCUGUCACCAACUUCGGCGAAUAGUGCUUUUGAUAUGAUGGUCACUGCUUUACAACUGUCAAAUGCCACCUUACAAUCAUCUUCAUUGUAUGGACAGACCGUGAAAAAUAUGAAUAAUAUCAAACUAAUGAAGAAACAUAUCAAGCACUUGUUUGAACUUUCGAAAAACAUGGUGCAAACCUUCCUUACUAUUGGAUGUGAAAAGGAAUUGAAUUUGGGCGCUACUCAAAAGCAAAUUUUGGAUCGAUGGGAACUUUUAUGUGAAAAUUAUGAUCUCAUUUCAAAUGUUGAUGGUUUUAGUGACGUUUCUAGCAAUUCAGAUGCUUCAGUUUCAAGUGCUGUUUCAAGUCCAUCAACAGCAUCAGCAGGUUCAUAUUUGAGCAAUUCAAAACUUGGUUGUUUACCUGCAUUUCUUAACACAAUUUUGUUACAACUAGAACCAGAUUAUAUAUUUGGACAAGUUCUCUUCUCAGUCAACCUAGAUUUAAAAUUAGAUCAAUUUCCUAGAUUUGUUCGUUCUGACAUGCUGUACAAGUUUUUGAAAGAAAAAGGUGUGAAAUAUACAAGAAGUAUUGCUGUGGAUAUUUCAAAGGGAUAUAAAGUAGAUUUGAGAUUUAAGCCACAAGAUUUGAAAAAUAAGAUUAUCACUGAUGAUUACAUUUAUUUUGGAUUUACACUUGCAGAAGACACACCCGAUUGGCAAUGCAUCUUGAACAAGGAUAAGCCAUAUCUCACUCAAGCUUACAUUUCAAAAACAUCUUACUCAUUUGAUGAAAGUAUGAAAGGUAUGAAAUUGGCUAAAAUAGUGGUUCACAUUCCACACCCUUUGGAAGUCAUAUGGGGAUGCUAUUGCAACGCUGAUUUUUCAAAGAAAUUUGACAAGAUGGCCAAUACCAAACAUGAAAUGUACAAAUUUGUUCCAGGAUGUCGACAACCAACAGGAGUUGGAUCGAGUCAAUGUCCUUACAAUCCUGACAAACCACCCUAUUCUCUACAAUUUGCUUCGAACAGUUUGAAUUUGCUGCCGCUUCUCAAAAAGAGACAAGUUCCAUAUGUUUACACAGCCAUCAAAGAUCCUAUUGGAAUGUACAUGUUUUUGGCUCACUCUGCUGAAUUUGAUGAUAAUGAAAUUCCACAUCACAAAGGUGAAGUUCAAGGCAAGGGUCUCUUUUAUUACAUGUUUUAUAAGGUCAAUGAGAAUUUAACACGAAUUGUUCAUGUCGUGUACAGUGACAUGAUGCUUCCAAUUAAUCCAGAUUUAAUGUUAAAGAUGAUCUUCAAGAAGCGAGCGAAAGAGCACUACACUGGAUUCGAAAGAAUUCUAAAUGAACUAUCCGAAAAUGGAACUAAACCGAUUGACACCUCUAAAUUUGUGGAUGGACAAAACACCAAAAAGUGUUGUGAGGAAAAUUGUAAAUUAUAUCCAGGAAGGUCGUGGUAUUACGAGUGGAGUUCUUUACGACCAACCUACGAGUAUUCCAAUAAUAAUAAUCAAUAA